ACCAAGGCAUUACAUUUGUCUUUCUGAUGAAAAGAAGCAUCAACAUUCCACUUCCAAAUCUGAAUUGACACAGGGUGGCAGCUUUUUCAGUGUGACUCCUGAAGGACAUCCUUGAUCAUGUUGGUGAAUGUUUGGCUGUCUGUGCUGACUGAAGUUAGUUCAACACCUGUACAAGAUUGCUGACUGUGAUUCCACACAGACUGAUAUAAACAUCAGAGGCACCUUCAGAGCAAACUGCAUCGUCAAACUGACAACUAGAGUGCAGCCAAUUGACUGAUAUAGCAGGGAAAAGUAAGAAAUGCUGAAAGUUGAUAUUGGACAGGAAACAUGAAAACAAGGUGAACUGCGAGUUUCCUGUAAAAUGUAACCAUAUGGCAACCAAUCACCAACCAACACUACCUCUGCAAUCAUAGAUGCCACCGUGUAAAAAUAACUCCAGGAAGAAAGAACGCAAAUGAAAAAAUUCCUAAUACCGUGACAAACAUGAUGAAAACUGGCUCAAUCAACAACCACUUGUUUAUCUGAUACAUUGUACUGAAUUAAAACGACCAGUGGCUUUACAUUAAAUACUGUCAUCAUCUGUGAUCGUCGAUGAGCAUAGAGAACAACAAUGGGUGAAGUCACAACUUUCACACUGAAUUUUACUGAAUCUAACUUUUCAAGAAACACAUCAGACACAAUGAUGCGAGCUUUGAACUUCACAUCAAGGGAGUGGAUUUUGUUGGUGGGACUUAGUUUGAUGAUCCUGUGUGUGAUCUUUGGUAACAUUAUGAUCCUGAUUGCUGUUAUUAAGCACCGCCCACUCCAAACUCCGCCAGUUUAUCUCAUUGCUUCCUUGGCCGUGGCAGAUCUCAUGGUUGGCUUGGUAGUAAUGCCACUUAGCCUCACUCAAGAGCUGACGGUGGAAUGGAAGUUUGGUGCAGUUGUCUGUGAUAUCUGGAUCUCAUUGGAUGUCUUGUGUUGCACAGCUAGUAUAUUAAAUCUCUGUGUCAUUGCACUGGAUCGCUACUGGGCUAUCACCAAGCCACUGAAGUACAAACUGAAACGUACAUCAUCACGAAUGCUGGCCAUGAUUGCAAUAGUGUGGAUCAUCUCUGUGAUGAUAUCAAUCACUCCACUUUUUGGCUGGCGCACAGACAAUCCAGACCCAAAGACGUGCAUGAUCACUCAAAAUCAAGUCUACACAAUCUUCUCCACAUUUGGUGCCUUUUUUAUUCCCAUGACGAUUAUGCUGGUGGUUUACAUACGCAUCUUUGUUGAAGCACGCAAGCGCAUUCAUGGGACCAAAAACCUGGUCCAGACACCGUUAGCAUCAUCUUCUGGAACACCAGACAGAAGAUCAACAGCUGAUUUCCCCAGAAAAAUAUCUUCUUUCUUAAGACGAAUCUCUAACAGCGAACCAAUGAUUGGUGAAUUAGGAAGUACAACCCCAAUAAUGAAGAAGUCCAUGAGAUUCAAUGGCCAAAGACGCAAGUCUAGCCCUGGCUCAUUGAAACCUGAUGCAUCCAUUCUACAAUCCCCACUUCGAACUCAAUGCACCCAACCAUCUCCCACCCAUGGCAGGUGCAUCUCAAUAUCUAUUACUGAAUGUCAGGGUCACGGCAGCCAAUCAACUCUCAAUGUGCCCUGUUCUCCACUCAUACAACGGCGUAUAAUUCAACGACGCAAUCUAGCCUCAGCUAGGGAGCAGAAAGCUGUCAAGACCUUAGCCAUCGUCACAGGUACUUUUCUCAUUUGCUGGCUACCGUUUUUCAUCACUGCGUUGGUGAUUCCAUUUUGCCAGCAGUGCCACCUGCCGGCAUUCUGGCAGAGCCUUUUUCUGUGGCUUGGUUAUUUCAACUCCAUGGUCAAUCCCAUUCUCUACACUAAGUUCAACAAAGAUUUCAAGGACGCAUUUAGCAAGUUGCUUCAUUGUCCAAAAAGAAACUCAUCUAAUUAUCCAGCUACACUUUUGUCACCUUAUCGUUGUGUAAACACUGAAGUGAAAGUUUCAAACUCCAAUCUUUCUGGCGUGAACGAAUGUAGAGAAAGUCAACUGUAGUGAAGCAUUACAAAGACAAAUAAAAAGAUGCAACUGAGUGAAUAAAGGUGAUGAGAACCUCAGGAAAACAAAUUUGGAGAGGAUGUUGGGCUUUCAAAGAAGAUGAAUUAUUUGAAAUAAUCUGAAUUCUUUUGGAAAUGACAUGAUUUGUUGAAACUCUUGAUAUGGUUGGUGUCCUAUGUGCCCUUUAUUAGUUUUGAAAGAGAGAGAAGAGAUGAGAGAAGCUGGGCAACCAAUGCAUGGGCAUGGAGAGAAUAUUGAACUACUGUCAGCUUUUGUUUUCCUUCUAAAAAUUUUACACCAGAGGGGCAGGUGGAUAUAGUAAGAUGGGGCGUGAUGGGCUGGGAUAGAGGGUUAAAAGGUGACAUAAUCAUAAAACAGGCAGUUCAAGCAGCCAUCCAAAAGAUGAUGGACUGAUAUUAUGACACCCAUGAAUGCAGUUCACAGUCAACAUAAUAACCGUUUU
Acanthaster planci (crown-of-thorns starfish) is the source of this 2507-nucleotide messenger RNA. Its product is annotated as 5-hydroxytryptamine receptor 1D-like. Gene Ontology annotation, cellular component: plasma membrane. The record is from RefSeq and is a predicted model, not a curated record. NCBI's taxonomy places the organism in Eukaryota, Metazoa, Echinodermata, Asteroidea, Valvatida, Acanthasteridae. Gene Ontology annotation, biological process: positive regulation of MAPK cascade; adenylate cyclase-activating adrenergic receptor signaling pathway. Gene Ontology annotation, molecular function: G protein-coupled receptor activity.